Molecule: messenger RNA, 2721 nt
Organism: Daldinia vernicosa
Lineage: Eukaryota; Fungi; Ascomycota; Sordariomycetes; Xylariales; Hypoxylaceae
Product: pali-domain-containing protein
Exons: 3
Coding region: 220-2379 (719 amino acids)
Cellular component (GO): cell division site; growing cell tip; plasma membrane
Source: RefSeq, a predicted model, not a curated record
AACAACAAAACGCAGUCAGAUUUGAAGAAGACCCAUCGAUCUACAUGUCGCCGCCAUCGAUAGCGAUAUACUUGAAUUGCUCACCUUCGUAUACCUCACAAUCGCAUUGUUACCUUUAAGACCUAAGUUGACUCGAACCCGGACUCGAUUUCGAUUGAACGCAAGCAAUUACUUAGGCGUCGCGGCUCCUUUGAGUCGGCGCGCUACUAAGCCGCCAUCAUGUUGCGACCAGCUACACCCUUGACGGUGUUGCUCUUUGCAGCCUUCGCUAUGCUGCUACUCGCCGUCCUAUCGACCCCUAUUAUCAAAGCGAUUCCUCUCGGUACUUACAAAGGCGUCAACUUUGGUGUAUUUGGGUAUUGUGAAGCGGACGGUCGGUGUAGCCCAAUAGAGAUUGGAUAUGAUACAUCGUCAAUUUAUUCUCCAACGGACUCAGCUACCUUCGAUUUACCUUCUACAACGCGGACAACUCUUUCCGCUAUCCUCGUGGUUCAUCCCGUUGCCUGUCUCCUUACCUUGGUGAUGCUGGUACUUGCCAUUGUCGCCCACCUUCAUGCUCCUUCUCAUUCGUCACGUUACUUAUUACUACUUUUUAUCUUCGGCAUCAUUACGUUUCUAGUAUGCCUCCUUGCCUUUUUAAUCGACGUGUUACUUUUCGUUCCUCAUAUGGCCUGGGGCUCUUAUAUCGUUCUAGCUGCUACGGUUCUUGUAUUCAUGAGUUUUAUUAUUUCGUGCGCUAUGCGACGCACUCUAGUCAAUAGAAAGGCAAGAAAGAGGCGGAUCGCAGAGAACGCCGAGAUGAGUGGAGAGAAUUACUAUAACCGCCAAGCUCAACAAGAGGUGGUAUCUCCCACCCCUGUUUCACGACAGCCUACGGUUCCCGUUGUUAGUGGAGCGAACGGGCCAAGUGAUGGAUUUGCCUCAUUCGAGAAGAAGGAUGAUCGCAGCAGUGACGAACGUAUACCUCUAACCGCUAGGACUCCUUCUGACAGGUCCCCGAAUCAUGCUCCUGCUGAUACGAGCAUGUCGGGCUCCACAUAUAAUAUGCCCCAACGGACAGGCUCUAGCAACUCAAUGCCAAGAGACCAAUACGGUAAUCCGAUUGAGCAGCCCCAGGAUGCCUACAAAAUGCGACGAGGUCCGUCUUUCGAGCGUAUGAAUGCGAGGGGCCGUGGUGGUCCUCCAGCUGGUUAUAGAGGGCGAGGAGGCUAUGGAAGAGGGGGCUACGGUGCUCCCUAUGGCCCACCGGGCGGAAGGGGUGGAUACGGCCCACCGCCGAACGGAAGAGGCGGUUAUGGUCCCGGCCGCGGUGGUUACGGGCCGCCACCCAAUGGGCGAGGAGGCUACGGUCCCCGUAGAGGCUAUGGCCCGGGUGAGAUGAGAGGUGGGAGAACACCGCCGCCGACUUACCCCGGGGGUGGACCAUAUGAUCGAAGACCAUCUCCGGCUGCCGCCUAUGGUGAUUAUGGCCCGGGGCGGCAAGGGUCACCGGCGGCACCAAUCAACCCUUACGAAGCUGAGCCGCCCGUGCCGAGUAUCCCAGUUGGUAUGGCUGAAGGAGCUAAUUACCAAGCAUACAACCCGGAUCGUGCUAGUGACCUGCCCCGAGCAGAGUCCCCUCCUCCUAUGCCUGGUAUUGAUGAUGCGCAUGAAAGGCCAGUAGGCCAAGCCGUGGAGAUGGAUGCUUCAACGGGAAGCCCCGCUCAUCCACCUCAAGGCUUUGGCCAGUUCAACAACCAACUUAGGGAUAGCGAUGCGGACGUAGCCGGCAUGUUAGCCCUGCAGCAAGCAAGGACAUCCUCCCCACACCGUCCCGACACUUUUAUGAGCGAAGGAAGCAGAUAUAGCCAAGAAGGCCAAUACGUUCCUCCUCGUCAGGGGUGGCGGGGACCCGAGCGGCCCUCCCAGGUACCUGCUCCUCUUCAAGUUCCAACCCGCCCUCAAGAACUUAGCAGCGAGACGCCUCCUCCGCUACCACAGCCUCAACCAGCAACCGCCGGCACGGGCAAUUAUUAUGAAGACGUAGAUCCUCGUUUCGAAGAGCCGGCUUCUAAACCGCAACAACUGCAACAACCGCCGCUGCCACCACAAGAUGGGCUAAAUUAUGACGACGUACCGGCUCAACCUAUGAGUCCAGCGAUAUCCGAACAGUCGGGAUUUACUUCUAUUUCUCAAAGAGGCAUAAAUCCUCGUUGGAACCCGCCUCCCGGUCAAGGAUAUAACCAGCAAGUGCCACCACGAAAGCCCAUUGGUCGAAAUGAAGUGAAUGUUCUUAAUAGUAACCCUGACUUCCAGCUGCCAAUGGCACGCGGGGGGGCACGCGGGGGACCAAGCGGGAGAGGAGGUAUGAUCCCUGGAAGCGCGUAUCCAGGUUUAUAAGAAAUCGCUUUCAAUUCUUUCUUGUUCGUUGAGUCAUGGAGCUACUCAGGUGGCUUUAAAACGCACUCCAGUGCGUAGGGAAUCCCUUGCGGAUUCUUAAUCAAACCACAUGCUAUUCAAGCACUCACAAUCCGACUUUACAGUCGAUGUCUUCUUUUCCUAUCCUCUAUCCUGAUAUACCCACACGCACAGGAAACUUUCUAUUCGACAUGAGACUUAUUCAAUUCACAUUUUAACUAUCGUCGGCGUCAUAAACGCGGAUGUUCUUGAACAACAUAUUACGAAUGAUAGGCGGAAACCAUCCGUCAUCAUUCGCGGACCUCUAAUUUAGUCGCGUAUCUU